UAACCAUGGAGACGCGCUCGCUGUGAGGAGGCUGAUCAGCAGCUGCAGCCGCUCUCCAGUCAGUCUCUCAGUAGCGAUCUGUAGAUGCAGCACGGCCACCCGCACAUAAAACCAACCCAAACAAUGACAUUAACUACAACGGUAAGACAGAUUCACACCAUCAUCUGACAACUUUCAACGAUCCUGCGCUUCUUCUGCUCGCUGUUUGCCGCCUCAGUCCAGCCCUGCGCCCAAGAGGCUCCUGUCGGACCAUGAUGCUAAGCAGCUCAGUGGACGUCCCCAGUCCAGGGGGGAUGAGUGCGGUGGCGGCCCGGAAUGUAGUUCGCAGUUCCAGCAUCAGUGGGGCCAUGUACAGUCUGGAGAAGAGCCCCAGCAGCACAGGUCCCGAUAACACAGGCCAGGUUGGAAACAAGAAGCGUCGCUCCAGUCUGGGAGCCAAGAUGGUGGCUAUUGUAGGUCUGUCACAGUGGAGCAAGAGCACACUCCAGCUCAACCAGCAAGAUGGAGGAACCAAAAAGCUACGUAGCACAAUCAGGCGGAGCACGGAGACGGGUAUCGCCGUGGAGAUGAGGAACCGUGUCACGCGACAGGGCAGCAAGGAUUCGACCGACGGCAGCACCAACAGCAACAGCUCUGAUGGAACGUUCAUCUUCCCCACUACUAGACUGGGCCCUGAGAGCCAGUUCAGUGACUUCCUGGAUGGUCUUGGCCCCGCCCAGAUUGUAGGACGGCAAACAUUAGCCACACAUCCAAUGGGUGAUGUUUAUGUAGGUGUGGUGGACAGAGGAGGUCAGUUAGAGGUUGAGAUCACGCAGGCCCGUGGGCUGACCCCUAAACCAGGGUCAAAGAACAUUGCAGCAACGUAUGUAAAGGUGUAUGUCCUGGAGAACGGCAUGUGUCUCUCUAAGAAGAAAACCAAAGUGGUCAAGAAGACCCUCGAUCCCACCUUCCAGCAAUCUCUGAUGUUUGACGAAAGCCCUCAGGGGAAAGUGUUACAGGUGAUUGUGUGGGGUGACUACGGUCGCAUGGACAGCAAGUGUUUCAUGGGAAUGGCACAGAUCCUUCUGGAUGACCUAGAUCUGUCAUCAAUGGUGAGCGGCUGGUACAAGCUCUUCCCGACCUCCUCUCUGGCGGACCCCAGCAUCGGACCCCUGACGCGCCGUCUCUCACAGUCUUCGCUCGAGAGCGCCACCAGCCCCUCGUGCACCUAAGUGCGGCCGAGAGACCCAGCCAUCCGCGUCCCCUUAAAUAUGCCUGUGUUCUCUAUCUCUAUGUGUGUAUCUUUGUUCAAUAUACCCCGCCACCUACCCCAAGAAGCAUGCACACACGCUCUGAUAGAUAUAACCAACUCAUCACCCAGAGCUGGAAAGCUUCUCCCACCAAUAUAUUACCGAGAUAUUUCAGAGUUGGAUACAAAUCAGGCAUGACACACACAACAGCUCACACGCACCUGGGUGGAUGUGUGUGUAACCAGACGCGGUUACACGUAGAUCCAUUACCCGCAGGUCACGACACAAAACAAACAAGGGCAUUCAAUAAUUAUAUCUCGAAAUGUUCCUGACAAUGUAGCAUUUGUGUUGACUUCUGUGGGCCGUGCUGCUCGGAGGUAGUGUGCAUUCUAGACUUGCGGUUGUCCUGUAGGGACCGGACCCCCAGGGGUAAUUCAGUUCUCUAUGCCAAACCCGAUAAAAGUUUUAUUUUUUAAAAACCAAAGCAAUUCUUAUUAUCUGUAGUGUAGAGUAUAGUAUAUGGAUAUGUAGCAGAGUCGAUGACUUAGAGAUGCAAAAAAAAUAACUCGUAGACUACAUAGAGAAUUCCACUUUUUAAAGGGCAGAGCUCAACUCCACAGGUCAGGUUAUUAGAAAUGGACACAUGAGGUAGCGUUUUCUUCGUUCCUUUUCCGAGCGCUAAGUAAAUAAAUAUAUCGAUUGGUAUUUGUGUUCAUGUAUUUAUCAACUGCAUUCUGCAUGUUUAUUCGCAACUCGCAACCCUCGUUGAACAAAAGAUGUAAACUGCUAUUUUAAGCUUGCCUUGAAGAAAAUGUGUAGAAUAAUAGACUUUAGGUUAUUUAUUUUGAAACUUUUCGUCUGAAAAAUAUAAUCUGCACUGGGCUGUAGACACAGUGAGCAGUGGAAACCAAACCCUCCGUAUGUAAAGGAGAACCAGCUGUCCAGUUAAACCAGCAACCCUCAUUUCCAGCUGCAUUGUGGGAUACACAGGAUGAAAAAGUAGGAGGGCAUCCACUGGAUAACAAGAACUCGUCCUGUAGCACGAACUCAUACUAAGCUUUCCUGGCAAACGUAGCCCUGAUCUGGUACUGGAACGGCAUCUCUUUAUGCUGGAGCUGCAUUGGACUUGAAGUAGAUUGGGUGUCUUUCUACCAGCAUAUGGAUCCAACUGUUUCAAAGGCCUUUUACAUUUCCCGUUACACACAGGAGGUCACCGCUGAACAACGUCACACUCAACAAUAUGAGGACCGACAAUGAGGUCGCUCUCCCAGCAUGAUCUCAAAGCCCAGAACAAAUCCAAAUCUAUUUAAUCCUGGACGUUUUUGUUGUGGCGCUCUUGACCUCUGUUGUGGAGACUAUUCCUGUCCAAUCUGUCUUCUUUAACUUCCUCUCUGAAGACGAGUGGCUUUCUAGGCGGUUUCUUGCUCAAGAUGGUGUGCCCCGUAUAUUUAGUAUUGGAUAGAAAGCCGCACAGCUGGUAAAAAAAGUACGUUUUGUAAGUGUUUGUUUCUAAAAUGUGCAAAAUCGUAAUAUUUAAUUUAAUUUAUGUAUGUUCAAUUUGAGGUUUUUUUUGUUUGUUUGUCACAUGAGAUGCUGGUAAACAUACAUUGACAUAAGCAUGUGAAAUGCAAGAUUAAUUCUAAAAUGACCAUACGGCUUACAGUUUUAUCAUUCGCCAAAUCUGAUAAAUCUCUUUUAUUAUGAGUUGUACCCUAUAAAAAGUGCACAAACACCAAAGUUGUUUGAUUCUUUGAUAUGAAGUGUCAAGAUAGUGUACAGUAAAGAACUUCUUUUAUUGACUCUCUGGCACCAUCAGUAAAGCUUUACAAACCGAUUUAUCAAUUUCGAUCGUAUCAACAGUCGUGGUAGUUUUUUGGGGUGUGGUAUUUUGUACGUGCUGUUUCAAUGACGUGUCUUUUUCAUCUACCAGCGUCACGAUGCAAGAUGUACUGUACAGCACAGAAUAAUCCAACAAUUACUAAUAUUAUGACAGUGCAUACUUUAAAAUCUCAUUUCAUAUACUUGUUCACUUCAGUAUCCCUAUACUACAAUUUACACGCACAAAUUUCUCUGCAUUGGUAAUAGAGAAACUACAAAGGUUUCUAGAAAUAAAAAACACAUCUUUACUGUUUAUUACAAUGACUGAUCUUUAUGGACUUCCUGAUUUGUAAUUGAUCUUUGGUCAUCAUUUUUGAUCAACCUUGAAAAUGUUUCCUCUUCCUUUAGAUGUUGUUGUAUUACUAGGAAUAUUCAUCUGAAGACAAUUACUUUGUUUUGUUACAUAAAUUUCACUAUUAGACAAAUACAUUUAGGAGGGUAACAUGCACAUUAAACGUGUCUGCAAGGCCAAAUAUCUAUGUUUGACCAAACUCAUAGCACUUCCUUAUUUUUAUGUAAACUGCAAAAAUAGAACUUUUCAGUGAAGAAUGAGACAGCUCAUACUACAGAAACAAUUCCAGUCCAGUUGACCACAAACUCUUGAUAGAUUUAGAACGUUUGCCAUCGGUCCUCUUCUUGUUGUUGCCUUUAAAUGUAUACAAAAGUUCAAUGAAAGUAUCAACUCUCCUGCGUCGCAAUUAAUUUAGUCUCUUUUGUAUUUCCACAAGUUUUGAUUGAGUUUAACCUUCGUGUUGCACCAUUAACAGACAAAAGUCUGUAGAUUAAAUUCAGAACAUAAUUUAACUAAUGAUGAAUUAAAAUUGUAUUAUUGUACUGAAAACAAAAUUGUAUUUACAGCUGAAUGUUUGUCCUUGGUAAACACUAUGAAACAACUAUAAGUCGAUAUUGAUAUUUUUAUAUGUGAUUUUUGGAAACUGGGAUUCUGUAUGUCCCUUUACAUUAUAAUGAAAUAUUUACAAAUUCGUAUUGGUCCCACAUUUUUGCAAAAUAAGAGUCUGAAUGCAUGACUAUUUGAAUUGUGCUCUAUUUUUUUUCGAGUGGGUGGGUGUAGUUUGACUCUAUAGCCAGACCAAAAGUAACACUAAGGAAAAAUCUAGAUUUGCAGCUUACUGCUGAGUUUGGAUGCAUUUUGAUGUUUGAAGGUUUGCUUUUGGUUCUUGCCAGACCAUGACAGUUUCAUAAACACUUGUCAGAUGCUUCUGUAAAUGAUGGGCAUUGUUGGCUCUUUUGAGUAUGGUGUUGCACUGUAAAUUACAGAGAAGUCCCUAACCAGCGGGUUAGUUUAAAUGCAUUGGUGUUUAAUCAAAGUAUUUAUUCUUGCUUUCAUAUGCUAGAACAUGUCUUUUCUUUCAUAAUAGCACAGAUUCAAGGCGUUUUAUAGCAUGUGCAGUUUAUGAGUGUAAGAGGUGACUCCAGCCUGACUGGGGAAUGAUCUUAAAACAUCAAUUACAGAAAAUAAAUGAACGAUAAAUGAAAUGAAAUGAAUCUGAUCAUAAUGCAUACUUAGGUUAUUUUGCAGUUCAAAAUGAUCAGCAGAUUGUAAAUGAAGAAUGAUAUGUAUGACUGUACGUAUGAUUUAUGAUUUUAUGUGUGCAUCUUCAUUUUAUGGGAUUUUUGCUUCUCGGGUAUUGUGUGUAUAUGAUCUGUAAAUGUUGAGACAUGGCUUUAUUAGAUUAGAUCUCAUUAGAUUGAUCUACUAUGAAUGUUUUCUCCCUUUGCACAUACCUUGACCCAUUUAAAACCCUCGUAAUAUGAGGUCUGUUUAGUCACGUUUGUGAAUAUAAGGGUUAUUUAGCUUAUUUUUGUAAAAGUGAAUUGUUUGAGAGAGUGAUAUCGGUGAAUAGUUCAUUCAGAAUUCUCAUACUUUUAUUAGAACUUGUAAUAUAUGCCUCACUUGUGAAUAUUAUUUAAAGGCAUAGACAAGCUAUUGAAGUGCUUUGCUUCAAUAUUAACAGUUAUAGUGACACUAAAGUAUCUCAAACUUGAAUGUAUUUUAAUCAUAUUGUAGCUUAGUUGUUUUUGUCAUUUUAAAUCUGACUGAAAUUCAUUUGAUGCCAUUUGAGCCCCCAAAUUAUCAAAAUAACAUCAGCACCUCUCUGUGCCGAGUGAAUUCUGGAAAAAUUGAUGAUGUGAUGCUUAAUUUGGAAAAGACAAUGAUACUCAAUUAAAUGACAUUGGAGUGCUAAGCGCUCAAUCUUUUCUUUCUGAAAACAUAAGAUGCCUGUUAGUAAUUUUGUAAGAUUUACUGGAUUGAACUUUGUUGAAGUUUGCAAAAUGAUUUGGAGAAUGUCAGUCUUGCGAGAAGAGGUAUUUCUCAGUAGCAUGUCUGUGUUGUUUAUUUUCUCGAAGAGCCAUAGAAGAUGCCAUGAUCUCUUUAAAAUGUUGAUCUAAAGAGAGAGAAAUAUUUCUGUUUAUUUAAAUAUUAUGAUACAGACCUCAGAACCUGCAUACAUUUAUUGCACACUUUAGCAAAAAAAGCACUCUGGGGUUGGAUCUUGCAGUCUUACAAAUGCAAAGAAGGUCAUUUGCAGUCUAUUUUCAUGAACUGUUAACUAUUGAUAUGUCUUCGUUGUCUUCAUAACGGAGUCAUUUACAUUAUUCAUGACAUGAUUACCAGCACGAAACACUGUUGUGACACGUUCACCAUUGCAGAGAGAUUUUCAACUUUUGUGAGAAAUGUAGCACCCUUGAAACUUUGUCCAAUGAAUCCAACGAGUUAACCCACUACAUUUAACUUUUACAUUUAAAAAUUAAAAUGUAAUUUCUAUCUAACACUAUCUAAAGCCCUCAAAGACAAAAGUAGCCCAGAUUUAUCAGCCUUGUUAGUGGUUGGUUAUAACUUUAUCAGUCACUGAGAUCUUUUGAAAAGUAUUUGACAUGACAAUGUUUUGCAGUAAUAGAAUGAUAAAGAGCUGUACAAGAGGAAGUUGUAAUUUUAUACUUGUGCUUUGUAAAUGUUUUCUAUGUGCAGUAUUUGAUAAUGUAAAACUGGUAUUUUUGUGGUAAGCUGCCGAACUGAUUAUUUAAGGUGCACGCAGUUUUGUAAGAAAAUGAUGGGAAACCUACAAAAAAAUAUAAUAAUUUUGACUCAAGCCUGUAUAUGCAUGCAUAUUGACUACUGGAAGCUGGUGGUCAAUAAAUUGUAUUUGAAUCAACUCUUUC
Molecule: messenger RNA, 6290 nt
Organism: Triplophysa rosa
Lineage: Eukaryota; Metazoa; Chordata; Actinopteri; Cypriniformes; Nemacheilidae
Gene: rims3
Product: regulating synaptic membrane exocytosis 3
Exons: 7
Coding region: 252-1211 (319 amino acids)
Biological process (GO): regulation of synaptic plasticity; regulation of membrane potential; calcium ion-regulated exocytosis of neurotransmitter
Cellular component (GO): cytoskeleton of presynaptic active zone; presynaptic membrane
Molecular function (GO): transmembrane transporter binding; small GTPase binding
Source: RefSeq, a predicted model, not a curated record